UAUUCAUAUCAAUUGUUAGUGACUGUGUGUGUGUGUUAUAUAUUGGACAGACAUAUAGUUGAAUAGACAAUACUAUUAUCAUUAUUAUCCAUACAUCCGAUUAGUGGUUGUCUAGAAAAAAAGUACUGUUACUCGAUUGGAAACAACACAUACAUCACACACAUACCCGUCCCAUACGUCUGAACAUAUCUAUACAUACAAUGUCUGCUUGUUGUAGCUGUACUACUGGUUAUGAUAAAGACUGUAUAUAUAAAAUAAUAACCAAACAAAUCGAUGCAGAAGCCAGUGAAGAUGAUUUUGAAUACAAGUGUUGCAAUAGGUGUUAUAAUCAAAUAUAUGGCUUUACCUUAUUGGGUGCGGCCGUCAACGGUUAUGUCCGUACAGACAAAAAUCUGAAUCUAAGUUUACGGGAAAUUAAUACAUCAACUAAUUAUUAUACUUAUUAUUCAGCUAAUGAUUUAAUUGAAUGGAACAGUAAUAAGUGUCGUCGAUUUGAGAUAAUAGUUGAAUCAAUUACUAUCAAAAUGUCUGUCUCAACAUCCAUAGCACCAUCCAAUCAAUCGGUCAUUAUUAUGGAUUAUUGUAUAUCACCGAAAAAUACCAAAACAAUUGGCCAAUUAAAACAAGAGUUAGCCAAUAGAUACGGCUAUCGGAUGACUAAAUUGUAUUUGACUGAUAGUAGUAGUAGUCGUAGUAGACGUCAAUUAUUAGAUGAUAUGUCCAUUGAAAAUGCAUGGUUUUACCCAAAUAUUGCGAACAGUUUGAUUAAUGUCGUACCAAAUACUAUGUCCUGUUGUGACAAUUGUCUAAAGGAUGUUAACCGUCAGUAUUACUGUCGGAUUGAUAUCAAACAGAUCGACCCCAACAACAACAGCAACAGUAGCGGUGAUUCAGAUUUUAAAUACCUGUUUUGUCGACACACCGGUCCGGUCAGAGUUAAGGAUAUAUACUAUGUUUGUGUCGACGGAUAUAACGAAACAGAUAUUAGUCUAGAGAUACGCAACACUAAUCAGUCAAACGAUACGAAUCAAUGGUUAAAUUGUGAUCAGUUUAUUGAUUUUGCUGAUUAUAUCUACUAUACCGUCGAACAGAAAAGGACGGGUAGUAUACAGUUUGAGAUCCGUCCCAUUCAAGUGACGGUUAAUAUGUCGUUGGCUGGACUCAAACAAACUCAGAAAUCGGAUGCUAAUCAACAAUCACUAAUUAUACCGUUAAAUAUAUUGCCGACGCAAACACCGACUGUCGGUCAACUUAAACAACAGUUGGCCCUAAAGUAUAUGUUUGAAACGGAAACCGUGUCAUUGUAUUUGUCGGAUAUGGACACCAAUGAACCGCAAGACAACCGCCAGCUAACCGAUGACCAACCCAUAGCUUAUGUCUGGUUUUAUGGUUAUUAUAGCCGUAGUGUUAUUAACAUCGUAUCGAUAAAAAGUGUUAAAUAUUUGACUGAAGUUAUCAACCGAUCAAAUGAUCUAAUCCUUGAAAAGAUGACAACACUGUUAUCAAUGGCUAAUAGCGGACAAAGUGUUUCCAAUCAAUCCGCUGAUGUUAUCACUGAUGCUGUCAUUACAGCCAAUAACGAUUUAUUGUCUGCAAAGAUGACUGAAUUAACGACCACUUUAUCGGACACAAUAAGAGACUGUUUUACCGAACAAACUAAAGCCAUAACCGAUGCCAUCAUCUCUGCUAACAAAUACAACAACAAUGAUGUAAUAACUACCGGAAAACUAAUGGCAUGUCUGACAAAUCAAACAAAACAUUUUAUCAAUGCUCUGUCAGUGAGAGACAAAUAUUUGGCCGAUAUAUUGGUCGACGAAUCGGAAACCAAUAGCCAAUGGACUUGUAAUGAAUCGAUUGUCCGAAUCGAUGACGAUAUCAAUAUUAUAGAUGACAAUCAAUCGAUUGAUAAAACAAUUAUCAGUCAAACGGUAUCGGAAUCGAUGGACAACAACAACAACUCCAAUAACAACGACACGACAGGUGUCGGUAUUAAUGAUAAUAAUAUCGAUAUAAGCAAUACCGAUAGUCUGAAUCAAAUAGGAUCUGAAUUAGAGACCAUUAAUAAUGAUGACGACAACGAUGACAGUCAAUUGAUCGACCAUUUAUUGGAUACCGAAGCUGUAGUAGUGGUGGCUGACCAGCAACAGCAGCAGCAGCACAGAGACUCUGAUAGACUACAGGAGCUGAUGAAUGCUAUGGCAGAAAUUCAAAUGCAAAUUACAAUAUUGGAUAAAAAAUCUAAAAAUAAUUAA
Molecule: messenger RNA, 2252 nt
Organism: Oppia nitens
Lineage: Eukaryota; Metazoa; Arthropoda; Arachnida; Sarcoptiformes; Oppiidae
Exons: 6
Coding region: 201-2252 (683 amino acids)
Source: RefSeq, a predicted model, not a curated record